This is a messenger RNA of Eruca vesicaria subsp. sativa (arugula), 812 nucleotides long. Lineage: Eukaryota; Viridiplantae; Streptophyta; Magnoliopsida; Brassicales; Brassicaceae. The record is from the annotation of a GenBank genome assembly.
AACAAUUAAUGGCAAUUUCCAUGGCUCAUCUUUUUGUUACCAUAAUGCUUUUGGCCGCCCACACAGCCUUCUCAGAAACAAACAUGCUCCAAGAUUUGUGUGUUGCUGAUCUCAAAGGUUUAAAAGUCAACGGAUACCCAUGCAAAGACCCAUCACAAGUAACACCAGAUGACUUCUACUACAUAGGCUUAGCCAAUGCUGCAGCCAUCAACAACAACUCAAUGGGAUCAGCCGUUACAGCAGGCAACGUUGAGAAAAUCCCUGGCCUCAACAUGAUGGGUACAUCCAUGUCUCGAAUAGACUACGCACCAGGUGGACUCAACCCACCUCAUCUUCACCCUCGAGCUUCUGAAGCCAUAUUCGUCCUCGAAGGAAGUCUCUUCGUAGGCUUCUUGACAACCUCUGGAAAACUCAUCUCCAAACACGUCAACAAAGGAGAUGUCUUUGCAUUCCCGAGAGCUCUCCUCCAUUUCCAGCAGAACCCUAACAAAACUCCUGCCUCUGUGAUCGCUGCUUUUGAUAGUCAGAAUCCUGGGACACAAAGUGUUGGCCCGUCUUUGUUUGGUGCUAACCCUCCGAUUCCUGAUGACUUGCUUGCUAAGGCGUUCUCCCUUGAAACAUCAGAGAUUCAGAAUCUUAAGGGAAAAUUCCAACCCAAGAAUUGAACAUAGGUUUCAGACCAUACUCAUUAAUACAAUAAUGAACAAAAAAAACUGUAAACUACUAAGCAAAGGCAAAGAAAGCUUGUACAAUUUUUUUUUUAAACUGUUGUAUAUACUCCUAUAGUUUUUGCCCCAUUGAUUACAAUGAGA